AUGGCCUUGGGAGUUCCUCAGGGACAUGUAACUGUCCCCAGCUCCAGUGCUGCAGGCACAUUGUUCCGGGGCCUCUGUGGUGCUCCUGAUGCCCCUCACCCACUGUCGAAGAUCCCCGGUGGGCGAGGGGGCGGCAGGGAUCCUUCUCUCUCAGCUCUAAUAUAUAAGGACGAGAAGCUCACUGUGACCCAGGACCUCCCUGUGAAUGAUGGAAAACCUCACAUUGUCCACUUCCAGUAUGAGGUCACCGAGGUGAAAGUCUCUUCCUGGGAUGCAGUCCUGUCCAGCCAGAGCCUGUUUGUAGAAAUCCCAGAUGGAUUAUUAGCUGAUGGGAGCAAAGAAGGAUUGUUAGCACUGCUAGAGUUUGCUGAAGAGAAGAUGAAAGUGAACUACGUCUUCAUCUGCUUCAGGAAGGGCCGGGAAGACAGAGCUCCACUCCUGAAGACCUUCAGCUUCUUGGGCUUUGAGAUUGUGCGUCCAGGCCAUCCCUGUGUUCCCUCUCGGCCAGAUGUGAUGUUCAUGGUUUACCCCCUGGACCAGAACUUGUCUGAUGAGGACUAAUGGUCAUAGAGGAUGCUUUGCCCAAGAGCCACAGUGGGGGAAGAGGGGAAGUUAGGCAGCCCUGGGACAGAGGAGGGGGCUCCUUACUGUCUAGGGAAGGACGCUGAGGGGCUCAGGGUGAGGGUUGCCUAUUGUGUUCUCGGAGUUGACUCGUUGAAAUUGUUUUCCAUAAAGAACAGUAUAAACAUAUUAUUCACAUGUAAUCACCAAUAGUAAAUGAAGAUGUUUAUGAACUGGCAUUAGAAGCUUUUUAAACUGCGCUGUGUGAUGUGCUCUAUCUAGCCUAGGGGAGGACAUUGCCUAGAGGGGGAGGGACUGUCUGGGUCCAGGGGCAGGGCCUGGAGGGCUGGUGGGUAGCAUUGUCAGACUUAGGUUCCCCUGCUGUUGGGCUUUCUUUUUUGGUUUUUAAGACUUGUGUAUUUUCUUUCCUUGCUUCCUUUCAACCCAGACACUCCUGAGUAUAGGCUUUUCGGCCCCUGGACAGUGUCCUUGUUUUUUGACACUCCACCUGGGCUCCUCUGUGUGCAUUUGUGUCUGGCCUGCAGAAACCAGGUCUGACCCCCUCCUUCUUUACAGCUUAGUGUUUUUCUGGCAUUUGGUUAAGCUGGCUUAAUCUGUUUCAUGUUAUCAGUGCAUUUUAAAUGGGGGCAUUGAAGUUCACUCCCACCACCAGGGCUUUCUUUGGGGUGCCUGGGCCUUAAAAACACUAGCCAAACUCCCAAUUCUCAAAUCACAGCCAGUUCUUGUUCCUGGCUGCAGGCCCAGGCCCCAGGGUGUCUCCUUCCUAGAGUCACAAAGAGCAGAGAGGAAGAGGAAUAGCAACUCAGGGCCUGGGGGUCGUGUGGGAAUCUGUUCUUAGGGACUGGAUGCCUCUGCCUGGCUGAGUAUAGUGCUGACUGCCCCUCCUCUCUCUUUCUCAACAGGUUCUGAGUAGGGCCUAAGCCCCUGCCCAAUAAGGCUUAGGGGUGGGAAUGAGGGUGUAGAAGUGGCCUGCCCUUUUCUGUGUUCACUGAACAGCUUGUUCUAAGGGGGGAGGAAGGGGAAGAGAACUAGAUUGGGUGAGAGGGGGGUGGGGGUGUCAGGGAGGCAAGUGUGUUGUGUUACUGUGUCAAUAAACUGAUUUAAAGUU
Molecule: messenger RNA, 1690 nt
Organism: Neogale vison (American mink)
Lineage: Eukaryota; Metazoa; Chordata; Mammalia; Carnivora; Mustelidae
Gene: OAZ2
Product: ornithine decarboxylase antizyme 2
Exons: 5
Coding region: 1-561 (186 amino acids)
Biological process (GO): positive regulation of protein catabolic process
Cellular component (GO): nucleus; cytoplasm
Molecular function (GO): ornithine decarboxylase inhibitor activity
Source: RefSeq, a predicted model, not a curated record